AUGAUGUGGUAAUGCGCUCAUUGCAUUGGAGGUGAUCUGCUUAUUCUGCGUUCCGGCUUGGGAAAAUGUGCAAAACCUAAAUCGUAGGGGAGUGGUAUCGGAUGUCGGCAUGUCCGCAACGACACGCUUCAAGUCGCGUUGGUUUUACUACUUUGCUUCAAUUGCAAGCUAUGCUGAACGGCAAUUGUGCUUGUUAUGACCAACUGAGCAUGUUAAAAAAGCUGGCCUUGUUUACCGGCUGCUCUGCUACAUGCAUGGUAUUUACGCAUAUAAUGAAUAUAGUUUGGCCGUCUCAGAGACUGCCAAAUAAAAUAGCGUUGACCCUUCUUUCCGCGGCGCUCUGUAUUUGCCGUGAGCUGACUGUUCCUACAUAGUUCAAUGCGCAUGUACUAUGCUACUUGCUGUGGUUAGCAGACACUGUGGUUAGCAGAUACGAUUCAGUUUUAGGAAAUUGCUAAAGUCAUGUGAUGCCGUCUCAAUGACC
Westerdykella ornata is the source of this 484-nucleotide messenger RNA. RefSeq lists its product as uncharacterized. The transcript has a single exon. Bases 102 to 374 code for a protein of 90 amino acids. NCBI's taxonomy places the organism in Eukaryota, Fungi, Ascomycota, Dothideomycetes, Pleosporales, Sporormiaceae. The record is from RefSeq and is a predicted model, not a curated record.